UUCCAAGUACUCGGUUUUGACUUAGUUUUUUGCUUUGCCUUUAAGUAAAUCUUUUGAACAUGUUAACCUUCAACACAUCUAAGUCGUACCAAUAAGUAGUUAGAGUUAAUGGGGUAAAACCGGUUCUGCAACUUUUGUCUUGUAUUCAAGUUGUUAGCAUGUACUUUAAUUUUACCACAAAAUUUUUAUUUAUGUUCUUCACUAGUCUCCUCUUGGCCUGACAGGGACACCAUCUCCUAAAAAAUCUUUUAUCUUUGAUUCUUGCAUCUCCUCUUUAUUUCUAUGCUCAAUAUAUUAUGAUUAUUAUGAAUAGAGCUAGCUAGCUGCAUUUCCCCCAGGAUCAAUGGCUUGGUUUUUAAACAGUGUAGAGGCCUUCAUAUAUAUACAUGAAACUUGGGAGUUGAUUGUGACCACUGCUUAUACUCACCAAUGAAUCCACUGCUGAAAUUUCGAUGGGCUUUGUGCAACUUAGUACGGAUUGGAUUCUUAACUUCUCUGCAUUAUUAUUAACCUAUCUCUUCAGAGUGUAGUACAGUUGCAAGAUAAGGCUCAACAUACCCCAAAUUCCAGGACCUCAAAGAAAUUAAGGUCCAUUCAUUAUGUCAAACUCCAUCACCAAUCAAAACCAAUUUGAGGGGCAAGAGUUAGAUGCUGCUUAUGGUUCUUGUUUGAGAAACAACCCUGCAUUCACUACUGAGUCCAUAGGAGGAGUGUAUCCCAUUAUGGAACCUCACCAUCAUGCACUAGCUUCAGGCUCUGAGAUGAGUCACACAAGGCAUUUGAUGGAUCUUCUUGGAGCAGCUGCUAAUGAGAGCAAUCAUCAUCAUCAUAAUCAUCACCAACGACAACCUCAAGGGCUCUCUCUUUCCUUAGGGUCUCACAUGAUUGUUCCUUCUCAUGAUGAAUACAGUAGGCAUAAUAGUAGAUCCUUCAUUCAUGGUUUCAUGAACCCCAAUAAUUACUUCAUCCCUGCCCAAGAUUCAAGGGCAGUGGAGAAUAAUCUAACCAGUGACUACUACUUCAACAGUGCCACCACCACCACUACUUUUGCUUCAUCUUCUGCCUCUUUUGGAAGUGAAUCUUUUGCUGCUCUCAUUGGGAACUCUAGGUACCUCAAACCAGUACAGUCCCUUCUUGAAGAUCUUGUUGAUGUUGGUGGAAACGUGGUUGAUAGAAUCAAUGACAAGUAUGUGGAGAAGUUGUUCCAUGGUGGCAGGAACAGUUCCCGAACACUCUCCUCACAGUUCAGGAACAACAUAAACACUGGUGUCUUGUCAGCUGAAAAACAAGAAAAUCAAAUCAAGAUUGCAAAGUUGAUUUCUUUGUUGGACGAGGUAGAAGGGAGGUAUGAGAAAUACUACCAUCAAAUGGAACAAGUGGUGGCAUCGUUUGAGAUGAUAGCAGGUGAAGGAGCAGCAAAAUGUUACACUGCAUUGGCACUACAAGCCAUGGCUAGGCACUUCUGCAACCUCAGAGAUGCAAUAAUGUCACAGAUAAAUUUGGAGAAAAAGAAACUGUUGCAAGAUUUGCCUAAACAACUCAACAAUGGGUUAUCUCAACUAAGCCUAUUUGAUAGAGACACAAGUAGACAAAGCAGAAUGUCUUCUCUCCAACAACUUGGGAUGAUCCAAAGUCAACGCAGCCAACAAGUUUGGAGACCCAUCAGAGGCUUACCUGAAACCUCUGUUGCAAUUCUACGUUCUUGGCUCUUUGAGCACUUUCUCCACCCUUAUCCUAAUGAUUCUGAGAAAUUAAUGUUAGCGUCCCAGACAGGUUUAACUAAAAACCAAGUGUCGAAUUGGUUCAUAAAUGCAAGGGUACGGCUAUGGAAACCAAUGAUAGAAGAAAUGUACGAACAAGAGUUUGGAGACUCUUCAGAAGACUCCAACCCACAACCUGAUUUCACCACCGAUGAUGCUACUCACUGCCACCACCACGAUUCAAAUUAAAAACGAAAAAGCAGAGAACAAUUACUCUUAUUAUUACUAUGUAACAUCACACAAUGAGUCAAUGAGAUUGAGAGCCAUUGUAAACAAUUUUUUUUUUGUUUUUUUACUGCUCCUCACCACCUGAUCCUUCAAGCAACUUUAUAGUUUAUAGUAGUCUUUUUGUUUAAUCAAGAAGUAACAAGUAAGUUUGUAUCGAAAGAUUAACAACCUGGUGUAAAGUGUGAUAAUAUCUAAAAUUUAUUAGAUAACUAAAAAUAUUAUUGCAAUGUCA
This is a messenger RNA of Arachis ipaensis, 2220 nucleotides long. RefSeq names its product BEL1-like homeodomain protein 11. NCBI's taxonomy places the organism in Eukaryota, Viridiplantae, Streptophyta, Magnoliopsida, Fabales, Fabaceae. The record is from RefSeq and is a predicted model, not a curated record. Gene Ontology annotation, molecular function: DNA binding. Gene Ontology annotation, biological process: regulation of DNA-templated transcription.